AUGAAUAUAGGAGUUUUUGAGUGUCUAGUCUGUGCUAGAUAUUAUUAUAGUUUAGCCACGAAAGGAUAUGCAAUUGGAGUGCUCGGAACUGAUCUUUCUGGUGCGAAUGCUAUCAACAGUUAUUCAAGCUGUGGACUUGACUCUGCAGACUUUAAAUACACUGGUUCAUCAAGAGGAGUUGAAAUACGCAUUGUACCAUCACUAGGGCUGAAAGAUAACAGUGGCGAUAUUGCCUUAGUUACUUCUAAAUGUCACGACCUGACAAACAAGCAACUUGAAAAACUGAAGUGA
Enterobius vermicularis (human pinworm) is the source of this 291-nucleotide messenger RNA. The record is from the annotation of a GenBank genome assembly. Lineage: Eukaryota; Metazoa; Nematoda; Chromadorea; Rhabditida; Oxyuridae.